Messenger RNA from Bubalus bubalis (water buffalo), 2395 nucleotides. RefSeq names its product putative olfactory receptor 2B8. Gene Ontology annotation, cellular component: membrane. Gene Ontology annotation, molecular function: olfactory receptor activity; G protein-coupled receptor activity. NCBI's taxonomy places the organism in Eukaryota, Metazoa, Chordata, Mammalia, Artiodactyla, Bovidae. The coding region runs from base 127 to 1065 and encodes 312 amino acids. The record is from RefSeq and is a predicted model, not a curated record. The transcript has a single exon. Gene Ontology annotation, biological process: G protein-coupled receptor signaling pathway.
UACAAAAUCACAUGACCAUGUCUUUGAACAUGAUAGAUUUUCCUCUUCAUCUCUGCACUUUUUUGGAAGAUAACUUUAAUAAAUUGCUAAACGCUUGAUUUGACAGGAGCCAUGUGCUAACAAAGGAUGGAACAGAAAAAUGAAAGUUCUUUUGCUGGAUUUAUCUUACUGGGCUUCUCUGACAGACCUCAACUUGAGCUCGUCCUCUUUGUGGUCCUUUUGAUCUUCUACAUCUUCACUUUGCUGGGAAACACAACCAUCAUCGCAUUGUCCUACUUGGACCCACGUCUUCACACCCCGAUGUACUUUUUCCUCUCUAACCUGAGCUUUCUGGACAUGUGCUACACGACUAGCAUUGUUCCACAGCUCCUAUUUAAUCUCAGCAGAGCAGACAAAUCCAUCUCCUUUGGUGGCUGUGUAGUUCAAAUGUACAUCUCUCUGGCGUUGGGAUGUACAGAAUGUAUUCUCCUAGGAGUUAUGGCAUUUGACCGCUAUGCAGCUGUUUGCAGGCCCCUUCACUACACAGUAAUCAUGCACCCCCGUCUGUGUGCCCUGAUGGCUUCCGCUUCAUGGAUCACUGGUUUUGUCAACUCCUUAUUGCAGACAGUGCUCAUCUUCCUUUUACCUCGUUGUGGGAGAAAUAAAUUAGACCACUUCUUUUGUGAGAUCCCUCCUUUUCUCAAACUUGCCUGUGUUGACACCACCAUGAAUGUGUAUGUGACCUUCUUUGGCAGUGUCGUCAUUCUUCUCACACCUGUUUCAUUAAUCAUGUUCUCCUAUGGUCGGAUUGUCAGGGCGGUCUUAAGAAUAAAAUCCACUGCAGGGCAGAGAAAAGCAUUUGGCACGUGUGGAUCCCACCUCACGGUGGUCUCCCUGUUCUUUGGCACAGCCAUCUAUGUGUAUUUUCAGCCUAGCAGCAGUGACUCCCAGGAUCAGGACAAGUUCAUGUCUCUCUUCUACACUGUCAUUAUCCCCAUGACCAACCCCCUCAUAUAUACGCUGAGGAACAGGGAUGUGAAGGGAGCGAUGAAGAAGGUGCUUUGGAAGGACUCUUACUCCAGAUGAUAGCUGAAGAGGACAGUUUAAUGGAAAGACUUUGAAUGCCAGAACUAUUCAUAUAUAUAUGUAUGUGCCCCAUGAGUCAUCUAAAAUUUCCUUUGGCAACUCUGCAGGGAAUUUGUUUCUUUCAUUCCCUUUGAAAAGUGAGUGUUCAAAUUCUAGGUUCAUGUAUUCAUUUCAAUUUCCAGAGACGCUGAUUCAGUGUUCCGACAGCAUCUGUUUGUAGUUAUUGUUUUUUAAGUUCCAGGGUUUUUCUUGUUUGCACUCCCUUUUAGGUACAUAUUUCCACAUCUAUUUCCAAAAUGACAUAUGAAUAUACUACAUGAAAUCACAGCCAAAAUAAGAACAGGAAACCACUGCAAUGAUGUAAGGAAUAUUAACAUUUUAUCAUUUCCUAAGAAUUGUUACUGCUACAACUCAUGUAUUCAGAUGCCAAAGGGUAGAUAUCAGUUAGCUUCUUCUGUAUAACAAAUCACUUCGAAACUUAGUUGCUUAAAACACCAACCAUUAAUUUAUCUCACCAUUAUGUGUGUCAGCAUUUGGGCUAAGUUUAGCUGGACAGUUCUUCUGGUCUCGGCUGGACUCACUGAAAUGCCUGCAGUAGGCUUCUGGGUCUACUUAGUGCUUCCUGAUCUAGAUUGCCACAGUUGUCAUGGCUUCCAUCUCUUUGAUGUGGUCUCUUAUCUUCUGGUAUGAUGGCCUGGAAUGUUCAUAUGGAGAAGGCCAAUUUCCAAGUCCUUGUGACCAAUUUAUUGUUUAAGAUAUGGCUACUCUCCUGCUUGCCUGUCCUGUCUUUCUUUGUGAAUUGUUUACCUCCAUAAAUAGUAACUGUUAGGGUCUGUUCUUUGUUCCACAUGGAGAGUCUAGGAGGUCACAGUGUAUUUCCAUAGCCUCUUUUCCCAGUCAACAAUAAGUAGGGCCUUCCCUGGUGGUCUAGUGGUAGAAUCCUGCUGCCAAUGCAAUGAACAGAAGUUACAUUCCUGGUCCAGGAAGUUCCUACAUGAUGCAGAGCAACUAAGGCCAUGCACCACAGCUACCCAGCCAGCUCUCUAGAUCCCAUGAGCCACAACUACUGAAGCCGGCAUGGCCUAGAGCCCGUGGUCCCCAACAAGAGAAGCCACGGCAAUGAGAAGCCCUUGCACCGCAGCUAGAGAAAGCCUGCAUGGAGCAAUGAAGAGCGGCAAAAAACUGAGCACAGCAAAAACAAAAGAAAAAAUCCAAUCAGUGGGAGGUCUUUCCUGUUGGCCCGGUGGUUAAGAGUCCUCACUUUCACUGCAGAGGUCAAGGGUUCCAUCCCAGCUCAGGAAACUAAGGUCCACAUGCCAUGCAGCAUGGC